Molecule: messenger RNA, 1929 nt
Organism: Eleginops maclovinus (Patagonian blennie)
Lineage: Eukaryota; Metazoa; Chordata; Actinopteri; Perciformes; Eleginopidae
Gene: prelid3a
Product: PRELI domain containing 3A
Exons: 6
Coding region: 339-1082 (247 amino acids)
Biological process (GO): phospholipid transport
Cellular component (GO): mitochondrial intermembrane space
Molecular function (GO): phosphatidic acid transfer activity
Source: RefSeq, a predicted model, not a curated record
AUUUGGUAUCUUGUCUGAUGCACCGGCUUUCCUCUUGUUCUUUGCGGUAUUAGCUGUUAUUUUUAAUCUAUAAAUUACACCCUUCCUGCCGGUUUCUCCUGUAACUCAGGGAUCAGCACAGUGCAGUGUGCAGUCUUUACGCCAGGUUGAUAUGCGAGGAGACGCCGACAUGCGUAGCCCGGACUCACCUCAUUGAUGGUCGGGAUCUCUUUUCAUAGGCCCUACUAUAUCUGUCUUAUUUCUGGAAAAGCAUUAGUGUUUCAUGUGAAAAUGGUCCGGUGAAAUGUACUUUUGGACCACGGAGGGAUUCUCAGCAAUAAGGCCAAGACUUUUGAAAGAUGAAGAUUUGGAGCACGGAACAUGUUUUCAGUUACCCCUGGGAGACGGUGAUCAAGGCUGCCAUGAGGAAGUACCCAAACCCCAUGAAUCCUAACGUGGUGGGGGUGGACGUCCUGGACCGCAGUCUGGAUAAAGAGGGACGCCUGCACAGCCACAGACUCCUCAGCACAGAGUGGGGCCUCCCGGGCAUCGUGCGAGCGAUACUGGGAACCAACCAUACACAGACGUAUGUGCAGGAACACUCUAUAGUGGACCCAGAGAAGAAGAAGAUGGAGCUGUGCUCAACAAAUAUUACUCUCACCAACCUGAUUUCAGUGGAUGAGAGGCUUCUUUACAGCCCACACCCAGACAACCCUGACGUUACCAUCCUGACCCAGGAGGCCAUCAUCACAGUCAAGGGAGUGAGUCUAGGUAGUUACCUAGAGGGGAUGAUGGCAAUGAGAAUGUCAGCUAAUGCCAUGAAGGACAGCAGUUCUGCAGUGCCGAGUACUUUCCCCGCUACACCUCAUAAAGCAGGGGGAUUCUCAGCACGUCGGGACCCUCUGCAGUUGGUACUUAUACUGCCAUGCAGUGGGAGCUCAGAUAGAAGGUGUAAUGUUGCCAAAGAUGAAUGGUUUUUAGAGCUGGAAUUAAGGGUUGUGGGUCAAAGUCUGGCAGGCGUGUCUCAAUGCAAACUCAAAACCAUCAACAGCUAUUCAAAUCAAGGCAAGAGAGGAAUACAGGACCAUUUUCCUUACUGCUGAAAAAACAUAAGGUUUAAAAUUCAAGGGCCUCUUAAACUUAGACUUUUAUUGGUUGGAUUAUAAUAUUCUGACCCCACAUUUUCUUUGCUCUCAUGUCAUAUCUUCAUCAUAUUUUAGAAGAGAUGGACUUAUUUUAGAUAAAAGAGUAAUAGUGCACUGACAAUAUGCAACAAACUUCAUAACUUUUAUUUGAAACAAUGUUCUUCUUUAUGUCCAACACUGGCGACUAUAGAUGGAGUUCAAAUCUGAAAGCUUUUUGUGUUCCAAGAGGCAAAACUGUAGAUGAUAUGUUUGCAUGAUAGGAGCAUUAAAAGAGGAGAUGGAUUAUUAAAGAUAGAAUGAUAUUAGCUAGGUAGCAAGCUUUACAUCUGCUAAUGCAGCUAAGAAGUGAUGGGUAAAAUACAGGAAUGUAUUAUUAACAUUGCCUUCUUUAUCUGCUGUCAAAGCAACAAUACCUUUUUGUUGUUAAUAUUCUGGGCAAAUUGCCUUAAACCAGCAGAUUUGAUUGAGGAAUGUGCGCAUGACGUGUUCAGCUUUAUUAUUGUUUUUCCAGCUGUCUUUUGUAUGCCUUUGCCAGUCAGACACACUUUUAAAGCUACCUAACUACACCCCCUCCGAGGAGCAGUACUGUAUGUGCAAUGCUGCGGAAACGCACACUAAUACAAAUGUCUUUUGUGCUAAACCUUAUUUCUUUGUUAUAUAAAAAUAAUCAUCAUAAUAUUUGUAUAUGUACUAUUUAUCUUAACAGACAUGUAACAAGCACUGAAUUGUUAUAUUGUUUAUACUGUCAUGCUAAAAGUUUUAAUUUGCUUUUUACAUUUUGUUUUAACUUCAACUGUUGUCCUGA